Brassica oleracea var. oleracea is the source of this 1827-nucleotide messenger RNA. RefSeq lists its product as uncharacterized. NCBI's taxonomy places the organism in Eukaryota, Viridiplantae, Streptophyta, Magnoliopsida, Brassicales, Brassicaceae. The transcript has 3 exons. The coding region runs from base 1 to 1827 and encodes 608 amino acids. The record is from RefSeq and is a predicted model, not a curated record.
AUGGAUCAACAUCAGAAUCAGCCUCAAGAUGGAGUUGGCAAUGGCCAAGGAGUUGACAACCUUAGGCCACAACACCCACAGCGCCAAGCUAGAGCUAUUGGCACACAUGAUGAGCCCAAUAUCCAUGGGCAUAGAGCUGGCAUCAGAGCACCAGCUGUGGAAAACAACAACUUUGAGAUCAAGUCAAGCUUGAUAAACAUGAUCCAGAGCAACAAGUACCAUGGUCUUGCCUUGGAGGAUCCACUAGACCACUUGGAUAACUUUGAUAAGCUGUGUGGAACUACAAAGAUCAGUGGUGUCUCUGAAGAUGCAUUCAAGCUAAGGUUGUUUCCAUUCUCUUUGGGAGACAAAGCUCACACAUGGGAGAAGAGCCUUUCAAGAGAUUCAAUCACCGCAUGGGAUGAGUGCAAGAAAGCCUUCUUCACCAAGUUCUUAUCUACUUCAAGGACUGCUAAGCUAAGGAAUGAGAUCUCUGGAUUUCAUCAAAGGAAUCUUGAAGGCUUUGGGGAAGCAUGGGAAAGUGAUGAGCAUGAUAGAAGCAACAGAGGCAGUGGAGGUGAUGAUACAAACACCAAGAGAGAGUCAAAGGCUCUACAAGAAAAGAUGGAUAUGCUUCUCUUGGAUAGAGUUAAACAAGAGAAGGUGAACUUUGUGGGUGAGAAGAAACAAGAAGGGACUGUUGUGCUUAAUGAAGUUAAUGGUCUAGAAGCUUUGGAGAACCAGUUUGCUUCAAUGAGUAGUAACUCCAAACGUCCUAUGGUAUCACUUCCCGGAACUUCUGAGCAAAACCCCAAGGAGACAAUGAAAUCAAUCACCCUAAGGAGUGGUAAACAAUUUCCUCCUAGAACUCUCAUUAGGGAUAAUGAGAAGCAAGGUGGGGAGAUGGUCAUCAAUGUGGAUGAUGAUGUAGUUAUUGUGGAUGAGAAAACCAAUGAAGAGAUCUUGGAGAAGAUAGUUAAAGCUAAAGGGAAAGGAAAAGUUGGAGAAGAGAAGAAGGUUGUGAACAAGAAUGAAGCUGCUACUUCAUCAAAAGGAGCUCCAUUCAUUCGUCCUCCAUAUGAAGCAAAACUUCCCUUCCCUGGUAGAUUCAAGAGACAACUUUUGGAGCAAUACAUGGCCUUGUUUGAGAAGCAAAUGAGUGAAGUUCAGAUUACUAUGCCCAUUAUUGAUGCCUUCAUGCUAGUGCCUCAGUACAGCAAGUUCCUCAAGGAUGUUGUAAUCAAGAAGAAGAAAGAGAUGGAAGGGAUGGUAGUCCUUACCCAUGAAUGCAGCGCCAUUAUACAUCGUUUAACCAUCCCCAAGAAGCUUGAAGAUUCAGGAAGCUUCACUCUACCUUGUGCCAUUGGGCAAUUGGCUUUUGAGAAGUGUCUAUGUGAUUUGGGAGCAAGUGGGAGCCUUAUGCCUCUCUCCAUUGCAAAAAGGUUUGGGUUUACACAAUACAAGAAGUGUAGACUCUCUCUUGUGCUAGCUGAUCGCUCAGUGAAGAUUCCCAUUGGUAUCCUAGAAGAUAUCCCUGUUACUGUUGGAAAUUGUCAGAUUCCUACAGAUUUUGUGGUGUUGGAGAUGGAUGAAGAACCAACAGAUCCUUUGAUAUUGGGGAGACCUUUCUUGGCUACAGCAGGAGCUAUUGUGAAUGUUAAGGAAAGGAAGAUUGAUCUUCAUCUUGGCAAAGGGAACAUCCUGCCUUUUGAUAUCAAAGAGGUGAUGAAGAAGCCCACUACCCAAAGCCAAGCAUUCUACAUUGAGGAGAUGGAAGCUUUAGCGGAAGAGUAUUUGGAGGAAUUAGCUAUUGAGGACUCUCUUCAACAUGCCCUAACAGUUGAUUGA